AUGGCCGACGGCAGGGCUGAUGGAAUGGGCUCGUUAGCUCAAAAUGCAGCUGAAUUGUCGCUGAACGAGAAAUCGCAAGUUGAUGGUGCUGCUCCAAGUACUGGACAGCCACUCUCAGCAGAUGCUCCGAAUCAUGAAAACACAGUACAAAGAAUACAGACUACGACUGCCGAAUUACACUUACCGACCUCUUCGAAAGAUGCUGAUAUAAUCAAUACACCACUAGGAAAGGCUCUGGAUACGUGCAAACCAACUGCUCGACCACUAUACACUACUGAUCAACUCCAAAAGUACGAUCAGUUGCUCGCAAGUGUUUCAAAAUGGACCGACAUUCCGGAUUCAUCAGUCAAAGGUUCCAAUUCGACGCCCUUGGCAGACCACGAGCGAAUGUUCCUAACAAGAGAGUGCUUGUUCCGCUAUCUCCGAGCUACGACAUGGAAGGUCGAUCAAGCUGAAAUCAGGUUGAGGAAUACCUUGAUAUGGCGACGGGAGUAUGGCACAGACAAGCAUACUGCCGACUAUAUCUCUGUCGAAAACGAGACUGGCAAGCAAGUCAUUCUGGGCUGGGACAACGACGGCAGACCGUGCUGUUACCUAAGACCAUCAAAACAGAACACAGAGAGGAGCGAUCGUCAGAUUGAACAUCUUGUCUACAUGCUGGAGCGGACCAUAGACCUGAUGCCUCCUGGCCAAGAAAUGCUUGCUCUCCUGAUAAAUUUUGCGGAAACUAAAUCAGGACAAGGUGCAACAGUAGCACAGGGAAGACAGACAUUGAACAUUCUUCAGAACCACUACCCGGAAAGACUAGGCAGAGCACUGGUUGCGAAUGUCCCUUUCUUGAUCUGGGGCUUUUUCAAAAUGAUCACACCGUUCAUUGAUCCGAUUACACGAGAGAAGAUAAAGUUCAACGAAGACUACGGUCUAUACGUGCCAAGAGAACAACUCAUGAAGGAGGCGAAGGGCAACGUGAACUUCCAGUACGAUCAUGCAGCAUACUGGCCAGCUUUGACUAAGCUUGCUGGGACGAAGCGAGAAGCGUAUCGACAGCGGUGGGAGGCAGCAGGCAAGCAGAUCGGUGAAUACGAGAUGUACUUGCGCGGCGGCGAGCAGAAGCCUCUAAUGGAGGUGGCCAAGGUUGCAUGA
This is a messenger RNA of Lithohypha guttulata, 1143 nucleotides long. It is a transcript of the gene PDR16, whose product is annotated as Phosphatidylinositol transfer protein (PITP). The record is from RefSeq and is a predicted model, not a curated record. The transcript has a single exon. Gene Ontology annotation, molecular function: phosphatidylinositol transfer activity. Bases 1 to 1143 code for a protein of 380 amino acids. Lineage: Eukaryota; Fungi; Ascomycota; Eurotiomycetes; Chaetothyriales; Trichomeriaceae.